AUGUCAAAAUCAACUCACGCUAUCGUCUUUGGCGCCUCUGGCCUGCUCGGCUGGGCGACUGUCGAGCAGCUGCUCUCUAACUACCCCUCAAAAGGUUCCUUCGAGAAUGUCACGGCUGUGAUGAACAGAUCGCUGUCAGAAUCCGACUCUUUCUGGCCAUCAGCGUCGCCCACCAGGCCCAGACUACAAAUCGCUUCUGAUGUCAACCUUACCGGGACGCUGGAAGACCUGACUUCGCAGCUCAAGGGCAAAGUCGAUGGGAUCGAGGGCGUCACCCAUGUAUUCUAUUUCGUCUUCAAUCAGGGCGAUGGGGAUGAUGUUGCCGAGUGCAAGACCAACUGUAGUAUGAUGCAGACGGUGGUCGAUGCGGUGACCACGUUGUCGACAAACCUCAAGGCAUUUGUCUACUCUGGCGGAACCAGAGGCUAUGGGAUUUACACACCUGGCGGUACCUUCGAGCCCCCCUUGGAGGAAUCAAUGGCAGACAACCUCCCUGAAGACUACGCAAAGACCGUCGCGUACCCCUGGUGGCGUAAGAUCCUCGCGAAGGCGAGCGAUGGCAAGCCGUGGACCUGGUCAGAAGUAUGCCCAGACGCGGUAGUUGGAUUCUCCCCGAAUGGAUCUGGUUUCUCGUUGGCACUCCACUGGGCGCAGUACCUAUCCCUCUACGCCUAUAAUCACGGAGUGAGCAAGAACUCCGAGUCCAAUGUUGAAGUUUCAUUCCCUGGAAGCCAGGCGGGAUACAACAGCCUUUGCACUCCCGUCUCUUCUCGGAUUCUUGGUCGCAUCGCCAUACACGCCUCACUUCAUGGGGACAAGUGCGGUACAAAGGUCAUCAACAUGGCCGACAAAGAGCAGCCUACCAAGUUUAGUGACCUAUGGCCAUCGAUCGCUGAUUGGUUCGGACUCGUUGGUGUUGGACCGAGGGAAAACGACAAUGCAGAGAAGCCUGGGGAGUAUGUCAAGAAACAUAGGCAGAUAUUCGAAGAACAGGGCUGUGGUAGAGCUGUCACUGCUGGUGUUGGGGGUGGAAGUGUCCAGCUUGACAGCGUUGGGUACUGGUUGUCUUUCGAUCGACAGCUUAGCUUGCAGAGGUUGAGGUCUGUGGGAUUCACCGAAGAGAGAGAUCCUGUUCAAGGCUGGCUGGAGGCGUUUGAGAAGUUUAGAGAAGCGAGCAUCAUUCUCUAA
Messenger RNA from Colletotrichum tamarilloi, 1188 nucleotides. RefSeq lists its product as uncharacterized. The transcript has 3 exons. The record is from RefSeq and is a predicted model, not a curated record. Bases 1 to 1188 code for a protein of 395 amino acids. NCBI's taxonomy places the organism in Eukaryota, Fungi, Ascomycota, Sordariomycetes, Glomerellales, Glomerellaceae.